AUGGGGGGGGCAGGGGCGCUGGAGGAGCUAGCGGGGCCGGUGGAGGCGGCGGUGGAGGCGGCGGAGGGGGUGGGGGUGGCGGUGGGGGUGGUGGCGGGGGUGGAGGUGUCGGUGGCAGCAGUGGAGGCGGAGGCGGCGGCGGUGGCGGUGGGAGCGGAGGUGGCGGGGGUGGCGGCGGUGGAGGAGGCGGUGGUGGAGGAGGUGGAGCUGGUCGGGGUGGCGCUGCGCAGAGGGUAG
This is a messenger RNA of Closterium sp. NIES-65, 237 nucleotides long. NCBI's taxonomy places the organism in Eukaryota, Viridiplantae, Streptophyta, Zygnematophyceae, Desmidiales, Closteriaceae. The record is from the annotation of a GenBank genome assembly.